AUGGCGUCAACGAGUCAACGACCCCUCCUCAUCGCCCUCCUAACCCUCUCGAUCUUCGCAAUCUCAGCCACCGCAACAAGGCCCUGCAAGACCCUCUUCAUUUCCUCCUACUCCUUCUCCCUCCGCCGCCUCCCAUCCUCCUCUUCCUCCUCCGGCUUCGUCACCGUCGUCACCGAGAUCAGCCGACUCCGCCCCGUCCGCUACGACGACCUUGUCAUCCAACCCCACGAAGAAGACGAUAAGCGAACUCAGGCGGCGUCGCUCUUUCCCUUGAUCGGAACGACGUCGGCCUCCUCCUCGUCCUACGACCUCAACUCUCUCCGCGAUCGCACCAGGGACAUCCUGAGCAUCGUCGUUUCUCUGCUCUUCGGCGUCGGCUGCGGCGCUCUCACCGCCGCUACCAUGUACUUGGCUUGGUCCGUCUUCUUCAGUCGCUACGACAACGGCUCUGCGUCUUCCUUCGAUGACGAUUUCUAUGACGCCAGCCCUAAGAAGAUAGGUUAUGUAAAGAUUCCGGAGGUGGCCGCGGACUCCGUGCCAACACCACCGUCCCCAGUCAAGGAAGCCGCCGCGGUGUGA
This is a messenger RNA of Prunus armeniaca (apricot), 579 nucleotides long. Lineage: Eukaryota; Viridiplantae; Streptophyta; Magnoliopsida; Rosales; Rosaceae. The record is from the annotation of a GenBank genome assembly.